Messenger RNA from Helianthus annuus (common sunflower), 1895 nucleotides. RefSeq names its product plasmodesmata-located protein 6. NCBI's taxonomy places the organism in Eukaryota, Viridiplantae, Streptophyta, Magnoliopsida, Asterales, Asteraceae. Bases 986 to 1528 code for a protein of 180 amino acids. The transcript has 4 exons. Gene Ontology annotation, cellular component: plasmodesma. The record is from RefSeq and is a predicted model, not a curated record.
AAUUGACUCACCUAUACCAUCUCUAAACUCUAACACAAGACACACUGACAUCUUUUAUGCCUUACCCUCUCUCUCGAUCUUAUUCACAAACAAAACCCAAACCAAAUCUCACUCAUCUCUCAAAUUAUACACACACUUCCACAGGCCAAACACCCUCUCGGUCACCCCUCCCACUCGACUGAAGGCCGGCGGCCAAAGGCCGGUGGAGCCGUUUGCAACAACAGUGGUGAUUGACGGUGUAUGGACGGUGGAGCGGAGGUGCGAUUACGGCGGUGGCGUGCUAUUUUUGCGACAGAAGACGGCGGCGGUGGUGGUGGAUUGUUGGUGGUUCGAGUGUUGUUGUGGGCCGAAAGGAAAUCGAAGAUGUUGAUGAUCUGAUUUUGUGGUGGUUUGGUUUUACGGUGACAGAUGUGGUGAUUCGUGACUUUCCGACGAGGUGAACGACAGCAAUUCAAGUAUUCAAACGAGGGUUCUUGGUUACGAUAGUUUUUGGAAUUGGGGAUUUUGGCUCCAUACGCGGCUUCCCUCUUCGUUGCUACUGGAGCAUCAUCAGGCGACAGGUGUGGUUCUGACUAAGGUAUUGAAAAUUUGAAAUGUUUGUUACAUGUGUUUCUUAGUGUGUUAGGUUUUAAUAUGUGUUGAUUGAUGAUGAGGUUUUGAGCUUUAUGUUGAUGGAAUGUUAAAUUUGUAGUUGUAAGUAUGUGAAUUUUAGAGAAUAUAUGGAUAGCCAUACAAACUAGGCAUGGAUUUAAGAUAUGUGGUUCUUAUUCAGUAUAAUCUCAACUAUGGAUGGUGUGGUUAGCAUCAAAGAUGUGACUUUCAAAGGUUACAGUUUCGAGGUUGGUAGUUGGUGGUUGAGAUCAUACUCACAGGAAACGUAGAUCCCCCCUCGAAUCCCGAAUCGGUUCAGUUGUACUAGAAUUGGGUACAGAAUCGAAUCGUUCGGCCUGGGUUCGCCGUAAGUCAACUCAAGACUGCUUGUCGUAUGUCCACGUGUGGUGAAAUACAGUUAGAAGGAUGUUAUGUGAAGUACAAUAAUACAUCAUUUUUUGGGGCCCCGGAUAAGAUGGAGGUGUGCAGGAGAUGUGGUCCUUCAGUUGGCUAUAAUUCGGAUGUUUUGAACCGUAUAGACAGUGCGUUGGCAUUUCUGGUAGGCGGGAAUGGAGAAUACUUUCGCGAGGGUGAUUUUGGUAGCAUACAAGGUGUGGCACAGUGCAUACAAGAUCUGAGUUUAAGUGAUUGUCAAGAUUGCCUUUCAGAGGCAACUAGACGGUUGAGAUCAGUGUGUGAGACAUCAAGCUGGGGUGAUAUGUACCUUGGAAAAUGCUAUAUCCGAUAUGCUGAUCAAGGUACUGUAAAUCUUGCUAAUAUCGGUGACUCUACUUCCAAUGAAAGUAGUGGCGGAGGGAUAAGCGUGUUGGACAUAAUCAACACUAUUUCCAGUUUUAGCUCCAUAUUGGGCACGCUCAGUGUGACUUUUGUUUGCAAUAAAAAAGUUCACAGAAGCAUUUGGAAAGUUCUAUGGUAGCUCGAAACAACGAACUGACAAUGAUAAAGGUCGUCCGGGUGUUCAUGACAACCGAAUGAAGUGCAUAAUUUUUCCAUUGUUACCUUCUUAUUUCAUUUUUUUAAUCUUCAUUUUACCUUAGCUGCGGGUAAGAAUCCGGACUGGUACACAGAGUUUCUACCUAUCUCCGAAAGGUCACAAGAACUUAACUUCCAAACCUGGAAAAAGAUAAAAAAAUGAGAACACAACAUUGACUACCAGAUGUGGUAAUAUGACAAGUUUUUUAUGAAUGGGUCAAUUUGGUUAUGUAGAUUAGAUAUUUAGAUUAUAAGGAAUGUAAUCAGACGAGUCGAGUAACAAUUAAUGUUUGAUUUAACUUUACAACUCA